AUGCAGCUCCAGUGCAUGGCCCUCUUCGUGAACCGCCUGGAGCAGGCCUUCCUCGAGCGCCCCGAUCCGAGCAAACCGUGGACCCAUCCAGCUCGCGCCCUAAUGACCACGAUCAUGGACGGCGGGGGUGGCUGCAGCAAGACGACCUUGAGCACCGAGAUCUUGCUGCCCUUACUCGAGACGUUCUUCCACCCCGAGGGGGUCCCACGACGUGCCCCUUCGAACAAACCCGCUCGACUGAUCGGCGGUCGCACCGCGCGCUCUGGCCAGUGGCUGUCGCCCGACAGCUCCACGCGAACACGCGCGUUGGCCUUGAACGCGCGGACUCGCCAAACAUAUGCCGUCACCCACGUCGACGCAGGCGCCUUGUAUGUCAACGAGUCCUCGCAACUACAAGGCGAGCUCAACCGCGCCGGGGCUCUACGAACCACGUGCGCCCGCGAAGCAAAAUACGGCUUGAACAAGGACGUGUACUUCAAGCCUCAGGAGCGCAUGCUGGCACCGCUCGAGGGCACUACGAACGAGCACAAAGUCGGGGCCAAUAUUUUCCGCGACGCGGAUUUGGUGUUCGAGCUCCAAGGGGCCACGCGCUGCACCGACCACGCACUCAUCGACAUUCUGAACACCAUGCGGGUGCCGGGCGGCAGGGCCCUCACGGAGCAACAGUGGCAGGCCCUCAAGUACACCGAGGUCAGUGCGGAACAGCCUGACAUCCCAGCGUCGUGGUACCACUCGUGCUACUGCUGGAACGUCAUCAGCAUGACCGCGUUCAUGCUCGCACGGCAGUCCGCCCGUGAGGCCCGGCAAACUCUAUUUUACGUGCAAGCCGUGGACCAAGCCAAAGGCAUCAUACCAGAGACGAGCACGGCACAGUUCUACGAGGACUUACUUCGGAUACCCAGCAUCCAGAACACGAGACGCCCCCCACCGGCGGUGCUCUUCCAUUACGGCAUGCGAGCACGGCUCGCGACCGCGAUCCAGCAACCUUUUGCUGUACAGGACGUCGAGAGCACCGCUGUCGGUUUUGACCUGGACCCCGCCGACCUCGCCACGAAAACCAGGCUUCGGUUAGCAUCCGCCUCGCACGCCGCGGAAUUCGCAUGUCCUCUCAUGCCGAAGGCUAUUUGCGUGAAGCUGGACGACUGCGAUCUCCAGCUCUUACCGCUAGCAGUGUGUCCGGAGCAUCCCGAGCGCAGCUCGACGCGCACUCGCUGCGCCAAUGCUGCGCAGCCUGGCGCCGUGGCCAUCCGGCCAAGGCCGCGCGCGUUCAAACACUUCUACUCACCAACGGAGAAUACCAAAUACGUCAUAAUCUCACGGACACAGAUACCGCUGAUGCCGGCGGCGGCCGACCCGCUCUACUCGAUGAAGGGCGCCACGGCAGAUCCCGGUCUGGUGGCCUACUGGUUCUUUCCGCAACGACGCUCCGACACCAUCCGAUGGUUGAUUGUCUACGUGAUGCUCUCACGGCCUCGCUCACUUGCUACCCUCAAGUCCGUGAAUCUGGCGAGGCAGAUCCGUGACUUCAUAGAACAGGGUCCGCCCGAAGAUCUCGUCGCCAACUUCGAUCGACUUUUCAAUGAAAAA
Prorocentrum cordatum is the source of this 1587-nucleotide messenger RNA. The record is from the annotation of a GenBank genome assembly. NCBI's taxonomy places the organism in Eukaryota, Dinophyceae, Prorocentrales, Prorocentraceae.